Molecule: messenger RNA, 4902 nt
Organism: Effrenium voratum
Lineage: Eukaryota; Dinophyceae; Suessiales; Symbiodiniaceae
Source: the annotation of a GenBank genome assembly
AUGCGGCCUAUGCGCGUGUGUCAGAGCCUGCGCUUCCCACGAGCCUGGUGUGCAUACAAGGCGUUGAGUCGGGCAGGGCGGCCACACGUGACGCGUGUGACGGUGAUCCCUUUGGACAGCGCCGUCCCAGAAGAGGAUCCCAAGCUGCGGUUUCUGCGGGAGGAAGCUGCCAAGGUGCAGUUAGAUGCUGAGGUGACAGAUGCCAUGCUCAAGGAUCUUCCCACACAGCGCCACAUGUCCAAGACUGCAUUGCUCCAAGGCAUCCGGUCCCUGCACUGGUUCCAGACCGAAGCGCAGAUUCGGGUGGAGCAUUUGAACGAGUAUUGGGAUUUGCUGGAGAACGUGGGUUGGGACCAGGCCAGGGGCCUCUUGCCCCAGGACUUGGCAGAGAUCUUUCAGUUGCUGUCGGUGUGCAAGCGCCCGAGCACGGAGCUGGUACGCCUCAUGAGCCAGCAGUGCCGCCUGCUGUGCCGGACUUUCGGGGCACCCGAGGUCGCCCAGGUGGUGCGUGCCUACGGUGCCCUGUCCUUCCGCUCCGCACGGAGCAUCCAGCAGCUGAGCCGGCGCCUGGCGAAUCUGCUGGCGGACCCAGAAGCGCAGCGCACGGUGACCGGGGCCCACAUUGUGGCAGUGGCCGGCGUGUAUCCCCUGCUGCAGCUCACGUGGAAGGACAAGCACCAGGACCAGGCGCUGCGGACGUGGAAGGCCUUCGCGGUGGGCCUGGCAGAACGUUUCCCCAAAAUGACUUGCCGGGAGGCGGCGGUGGGGCUGAACGCCUUCGCUCGCCUGCGCUUCGAUUCCUCGAGCAUCCACCUCCAGGUGUCGCGUCUCUUCGUGGUGGCCGCGGCGGAGUUGGUGCCCCGCGUGGCCGGCGGCGACGGCGCGCCCCGGGAGCUGGCGCUCAUCGCCAAUGCCUUCGCCAAGGCACGGGCCAUGGCCCACGUGCAGCCGCUCAUGAAGGCGGUGUCUGCCCGGGCCGUGGAACAGAUCGAAAGCUGCAACGCCCAGGACUUCAGCUGUUUGCUGAAUGCCUUCACGCAACUCACAGUGCGAGACCCUCCCUUCUUCGACACAGCACCCACGGUGAUGUUGGGCAUCUUGGGCACCUUCAGCCCGCAACACCUGUCCCUGACAGCCCACGCCUACGCUAAGCAGCAGGUGCGGCACGAGGCCUUGUUCGACAAGGUGGCGGACCUGUCGCUGCGGCUGCUGGACCGCUUCACCCCGCUGAACUUGGCGAACUUGGCCUACGGCUACGGGCGCCUGCAGGUGCAGCACCAGGAGCUGGUGAAGGCCCUCGCAGAUGAGGUCAUCUACCGGGGCACCAUCGGCAAGAGCCUGCAGGACACGGCCGGCUCCGGCGGGCUCUACCGCUUCCCCCUGAGCCCUUUGGAGCGGCUCACGCAGGCCUUCGCGCGGCUGUCGGUGAAGGACCAGCGCCUCUACUUCGUGCUCUUCGACAUGACGCGCCAAAGGGUGCGCGAGGCCGUUCGAAAGGUAAAGGACACCACAGUCGAUGGCGUCGAGGCCAAGGUGGACAAGUCCCGGGUGGCGUCGCUGAUCUCCCGGGGGGAGGAUUUGGACAUGCCGACGGGCCAUGGCUUGUCCAUUUUGCUGUCUGCCUUUGCCAAGAGCCAGGCCAACUUCCACACGCUUGUCAGAUGGGUGCCGCGUCAGGUGACCUCGCUGGAUGGGCAAUACUCGACCAUACAGCUGGCCAGAAUGUUCAAUGCCUGCACCAGGUUGGGCAUCUCCCAUUCUCCCAUGUACUCGGAUCUCUUGCAAUUUGCCAAGCCGCGGGUGCCGCAGAUGUCUCCGAGGGCUCUCACCAUGCUUCUGCGAAGCAUGGCGCGGGCCAAAGUGUCCAGCAGGGUUGUCAUCCGCAAUGCGCUGAAGGUCAUUUCCGCCAAAGCGAGCGACUUAGACGUCGUAGAUGUGUGCGCCUCGCUCGUGGCGUGCUCUGAAAUGAAUUAUCGUGAUGAGCGAUUCCUGAGGCUCUUGGCAUCUGUGGCGCGCACUAGAAUGAACGAGAUGAGCGGCAGCCAAUUGGCAACAGCAUUCGCUUGCUACGCGCAGAUGCGCAUCCAGCAUGCUGCCUGGUUUGAUGCCGUCCUGUUCGAGAUUUUUCAGCGGCAACAUGAGCUUGGGGAGAAGGACGCUACCAAUGUCGCUUAUGCCAUGCUUCUGCUGGCUGCAGUACAUAAGCAUGAGUCACAGCUGGCGCCAGAGCAGUCGCUUGGGCAGGUGCCCUAUCCGUUUGACGUACACCAGGGUGUGCUGUACAGCAUGCUAAUGGUUACAAACAACAAUCGGAACGAGCUGAGCUAUCCGGCCCUGUACCAGCUGCAGAUGGUGGAGCUGUUUUUGCGGCUGCUUACGCCGAGUGUUUACGACGACAUGCGUCAGGAGUUGAAAUCCCUGCUAGCAAAGGCCAGGAAGGUCAACGUGGUGGUUGACGAUUACAUGCAAAGCUCCUCGCGGCUGCACAGGCGGAUUUCUCGUUGGUUCAUGCGAGUGGGGCUGCAACAUCGAAGCGAAGUCUUUGUUGGGCCCUUCAUGCUCGACAUGCUCAUUGGUGAGCGCGUGGUGGUGGAAAUCGACGGCCCCUCUCAUUUCUACCGCGACACCAACACGCGCACCGCGUCCAGCCUGUUGAAGCAUCUCCUUUUGCGGGCGAUGGGCUUUCACGUGCGGCACUUGCCUUACCAGGAGUGGCAGCAGUGUGGAACUGCGGUGAAGCGCACAAUGUACUGCUCUGAGUUCUGGAAGGAUGUGGUUGCGGCCACGGACAACACACGGUUGCCUGAGCUGGUAGAUAUCCUGGAUGUUGUGGUGAGCUGGCAGAUUGGUGAGGGUCCCCACCCCAGUGCUGCCCUUUUGAGGCAGGAACAGGCCCCGUCGUCCCUGCCUGCCUUCUAUUCAGAAGAGCUGGAGGACGAGGAGCGCGAGCUGCUGGCGGCCCACGCGGAGGCGGAGGAGUCCUUGGCCAAGGACCGCGCGCAGGGCCUCAGCUCCCGGGACCGCCUGCACCUGGACCGCGCCAGCGCCAAGGAGGUCGAGGAGACGCCGAUGGAGGACCAGCUCCGGGAGCUGUUCCCGCGGUCCAAGCGCCGUGUGGUGCGGCGCUCCACGGCGGGUCUCUUCGACUUUGAGGCGAUGGAGGCGGAGACGGACAGCGAGGAGGAGGUACCUCAGAGCUGUCAUCCCAUUUUCUGGUUCGUGGCCGGCAAAGGGCCAUUCUCCAUGUCAGAACCUGAAGGCGAUGAAGACUUUGGUGAGUACUCUGGAGGUGGCAAUCCUCGAGCCUCUGCCUUUGCCAGGGCCUUUGAUGUGGAGGAGCAGGAACCAGGCCCAGUUCGUCGAGUAAGGGGCAGGCGCGCUGGACCCUACGACGAGGCUGUGGAGGUUGAUACUGACUACAACGGCUUUCCGCGCUUUUCGCAGUACGACUGGGAUGAGCCUGAUUGGGAACACGACCAGUUCGACGGGCCCCAGACGGUAGGCUCUGCUAUCUUCGUACGAAAUCUGCCUCCUGGUGUAGAGGGACACCAACUGAAGCACCUCUUUGAGGAGGCCGGCCAGAUCGCCAACAUCCAGGUGGACCAGGGGCCAUUGCCGACCGCGACCAUUGGCUAUUUGCGACAGGGCGUCGGCCACGAUGCUGUCCAGAUGUUCCAUGGGCGGUACUUGCUGGGCUACGAGCUCAAGGUGACUCCCAAGGCCGCCGACAUGCCAGCGGCCAGAAAGGUGGACGACGACUUCUGGCGACAAGAGUUGCGCGACAUGAAGCAGAGGGGGGAGCUGAUGCGGAAUGAUCCAUGGGUGGUAGAGCAGUUUGGAGACGAGGAAAGGGCGGAUCGAAAGGCAGGCCGAAAGGAAAAGGGAAAGGUGCCGCAGGAGGCGGCCCCAGGGGCGCAGGAGUUGGUCAAGAGGCUGGCUCUGGAGGAUGUGGACGAAUUUAUGAAAUUGCAGGAUCAGUUUGUCUUGGAGCAUUUCUCACUCACAGCAAAGCUUUAUGAGCAGGUAACUCUUCCUGACUGGCAGCACUGCCUCCUUUGCCCCCAGCACAUCAUGCUGACGCCAGGAGGCAGGCUGAAUCAGAUCAUGGAGAUGGUGAAGCAGGAAAAUCCGGCUUUGCGACACCUGCACGUUUUGCUGGUUGCGGCUGGCCAUCCAAAGAAGCAGGUGGGCUACAUCAUGUUCCAGGUCCACAAGAGUGGCAAGAGGAGGAGCGACGGGACAAGUGCCGCUUUCGUCCAGGUGAAGCAGCUCUUUGUGUCGUCGAAGCACCGUCGUCAUGGAUUGGGCAAGCUCUUGUUCGAGAGCAUGCUGCAGGUGCUCAAGGGCCCAGAGAAGGACGACUUGCGCCUGAGUGUGUUGGACUUGAAUGCGGCUGCCUUCAAGUGGUACAUCGCCCGCGGCUUCGCGCUGGUCGGAGUUGUUUGGGAGUACCUGGGGCCACAAGAAAGUGCACACUUGGUGGCCUACCAGGUUAUGCAGCGAACCUCCAGGAAAGCGGCCAAGAGUGACAAAGCCAUCCUCUUCCGCUCCGAGGUCAUUGGAGAGGUCAUCAGCCUCACCUACCCAGACAAGUCCGGGCCCUUUGAUGUGACCAUCCGAGGGUGGAUUGAGUCCGAACAGUUGCACAUGGUGGACUCCCGAAACCUCUCCUCCUUCAAGGGAGAAAGCUUUACUGAUCUCAUCGACUUCAAUGAAGCUUUCAAGAGUGGCCGGGCAGCCUUUCACAGGAAGCUUUCCCUCGUGCUGCGAGACGUUGAGAUGACAAAGCUGUUUGUGAGAGAGGCCAAGGCCCAAGAUCGCGAGCUGGCAACAGCUGCGCCAAAAACAAGGGUGCGCAAGGAGUUGCGGCUUGGUGGCCGGCGCCGCAUCAAGAUCCUUUGA